AGGAGGAGAGAGGGAUGGAGGAAGAGAGAGGGAUGGAGGAGCAGAGAGAGGAGGAGGAGAGAGGAAUGGAGGAGCAGAGAGAGGAGGCUGCCAGGAUGCUCCAGAGAAACUGGCUGAGACACAGAGAGAAGGACACAGUGAUGCUUCAGUCUGCUAUGAGAGCUCACCUGCUCAGACACACACAACUACACACCCAGAGCGUCCAAUCAGAACCCAGUAGUGAUGUCAUUUCCCCUGUGGAGGAGGAAAUGGAGGUUGCCAUGACGCUGAUCCAGUCUGUGUUCCGGGGACACCUGGCCCGCACCGGGCUGGGAACAGAGAGCUCUACUGUCCCUUCUCAGGGUAAUAAUGUUCCAGUCCCACUUCCUAGAAGAAACUUCCCAACACCCUCAGAGCAUGUGCAGAGAGAGGAAGACCCCUGGCCUGUAUCCAACUCACUCUCCUUCAGACUGAAACUCACCCCGGCCCAGCUUGAGGUCCACCACCCUCCCACUGCAGAGGUUGCCACGACGAUGGAUUCUGAUGAUUCUGAUGACAUCAUCGUUUCUCCCUCCCGCCCACUGAGACGACGAGAGGAGCUUCUGACUUAGAGUGUGUGUGUGUGUGUGUGUGUGUGUGUGUGUGAGUGUGAGUGUGUGUGUGUGUGAGACAGGGCGAUUCUAAUCUAAGAUUAGAAUUUUUACUCAUUCUUUGCCAAAGUGCCUGUGUGUGUUUGAGGAGUGUAUUUGCACAUGUUUGUGUGUGUACAUGUCUACCUGUGUGUGUGUAUACAUGUUAGACAUGAGCGGUGCUUGAUAGUCCUGUAGAAGCUAUUGUGCUAAUGCUACCAGCUGAUCUGAGAACUGUCACAUGACUUCACGGUCCACUAUUCUAGCGCAAUAAGACCGAGAGACAGACCGGUACCGAGAGACACGCGAGAGGACUGAAACGGAAAGGAAAUGGUUUUAUCUGAUCGUGCCUUGAUUUGUGUGUUUUAUAAAAUGUG
This is a messenger RNA of Osmerus eperlanus (European smelt), 985 nucleotides long. Its product is annotated as IQ domain-containing protein E-like. Lineage: Eukaryota; Metazoa; Chordata; Actinopteri; Osmeriformes; Osmeridae. The coding region runs from base 15 to 590 and encodes 191 amino acids. Gene Ontology annotation, molecular function: protein binding. The transcript has 6 exons. The record is from RefSeq and is a predicted model, not a curated record.